UCCUUCACCUCCCCCGACUGCAGCACCACCACCGACAGCCUGUCCGACUGCUCCUGGGCAACGUGUUUUCGCUUCACCACUGGCUCGGCGAUUAGCCACUGAACAAGGUCUUGACCUAGCCGCGGUAGCUGCCAGUAAACCAGGUACCGGUAUGGGUGGUAUGCUGUGCGCUGCUGAUCUGGCGGGUGUAAAGCCUGGUGCAGCUAUCGGCGCAGCGUUCCCUUCAGGUGCCGCCUCCAGAGAUUUGCCGAUUUCACCUGCUCGUGCGGCCCUCGGCCGGCGAUUAACAGAAUCACAACGCACUGUACCGCACUAUUAUUUAACUACGGAUAUCGAAGUGGAUGAACUGUUCGAACUGCGUGACCAAAUUAACACUCGCCUAACGAAGUCAGCCGCAUCGAAGGAGGAGGCUGAAAAUGCGAAGGUCACACUAAACGAUAUCAUCAUGAAAGCAGUAGCCGCGACGUGCCUCAAAGUCCCCGACUGCAAUUCUUCUUGGCAAGGAGAUUUCAUCAGACAGUAA
Echinostoma caproni is the source of this 523-nucleotide messenger RNA. Lineage: Eukaryota; Metazoa; Platyhelminthes; Trematoda; Plagiorchiida; Echinostomatidae. The record is from the annotation of a GenBank genome assembly.